CCUAAGUUAGCGGAGCGGAACUCUGUGAUAAGUGCUUUUUGGUGGCUAAGCCAAACAGCUUGAACUCGGUUUCUGGAGAAUAAGGGUUUUCUCUCUCUGAUGCAUGAGGAUUCAUUUUUCUGAGCAUACGCACAUGCUGAGCCUGACUCAGUACCCAGCCGGGGUAAGCCUUGCCAGCAGAGCCCAUCCUCCGGAGCGCCAGCAGAUGGGGUGCGGAGCGCGGCCGGCGCUGCGGCGUGCGGAGCCGGCUCCGGGCUGCGCCAGGCUCCCAGGAAAGGGAACUUCCUCUUUAAAGCUACGGAUUACUAAAUAAGGAGGAUUUCUGAUGGGCGGAGUUUUCCCUUGAGCAGGCUAGAUAAAGGCUUGCGGGAUUUACAGACCUCUCAGACUGCAAGCAGCAUGAACUGCAGCCUGCCAGGCGGAGUGCUGCUCAGCUACGCGAUGGCUGGACAGCGGGACAGGUUGUGCCUUCAGUCUCUUUGGGACUUUGUCACAGCAAAGGAGCCAUUGAUCAAGUCACCGUUUUUCCCAGUGCUGUUUUCUUUUACAGCAUACAUGGCUUUCUGUCUUCCGUAUGUUGCACUGGACUUUUUAAACACUAGACUACCAAACUUGAGAAAAUACAAAAUCCAGCCGCAGAACUAUCCAACUCUUGGAAUGAUGGUGCCUUGCAUUAUUCAAACUGUGUAUCACCAUGUUGUUUUGAUCUUCCCGGUGACGUUUCUCCACUGGUACUGGAGACCAAUGAACCUACCAGUGAUAGCUCCAGAGCUGCCUGAGGUCCUGCUGGAAGUAGGAGUUUGCCUGCUUCUGUUUGAUUUUGAGUACUUCCUGUGGCAUUUGCUUCAUCACAAGGUGCCUUGGCUCUACAAGACCUUCCACAAGGUGCAUCACAAGCAUGUGUCAACGUUUGCUCUUACUACACAGUAUUCCAGUGUAUGGGAAUUGCUCUCACUGGGAUUUUUUGCUGCUAUCAACCCAGUGCUCCUUGGAUGCCAUCCUUUGACAGAAAUGAUUUUCUUCCUUGUAAACAUUUGGUUGUCAGUGGAGGACCAUUCGGGAUACGACCUUCCGUGGUCAACUCACCGACUUGUCCCUUUUGGUUUGUAUGGAGGAGCACCACAUCAUGAUCUCCAUCAUCUGAAGUUCAAAUCAAACUAUGCUCCUUACUUCACCCACUGGGACAAACUCUUUGGGACCUUCACAGAGUCACAUUCUAAUUAAGGAUAUUUACCUGUGGACGAACUCUUAUUUUUUUAUAGACUAAACUGGGACAUUAAUUUUUCAAAGACAUACAGAAGAUUGUAUAUUUGAAGCUGCCUAUAAAAGCAAUAGCUAUUUAUAACAAAUCCUCUUAAUAUAUGUGUAAUUGUAUGAAUACUUGGAACUGCCUAUGUUAAAUGACUGCAAAUGAGAGGGUAAAUAUCUAUUGCUUAAAUUUGUUUGAGUCAAAGAUGUAAGGGACAUAUUAAGAGACAUUCUCUCUUCUUCCCUUCUUUCCAGCUUUCAUAAAGCAUAUAUUGUAUUACUGUAUGAUGUUUUAUACAUACACCAAUUAUCUUACUGUUGUAGGAUGAUUUAUGAUGUAAACAGAAAAGGUACACAUCAUGGAUUUUGUGGAGUUUAAUCUGCCAGAGCAUAUUAUUGCACAAUGAUGUUGUAAAAUAUUGCUGCCAAACAAAGCUAGUUGGCUAACUGUGCAAUAAUUUUGAUAUUUGUAUUUUAAACCUUGAUGUACUGUCUGUUUUUAAUAGAAAAUAAAUAUGGUCAUUCU
Molecule: messenger RNA, 1774 nt
Organism: Gymnogyps californianus (California condor)
Lineage: Eukaryota; Metazoa; Chordata; Aves; Accipitriformes; Cathartidae
Gene: CH25H
Product: cholesterol 25-hydroxylase
Exons: 2
Coding region: 400-1224 (274 amino acids)
Biological process (GO): cholesterol metabolic process; sterol biosynthetic process
Molecular function (GO): C-4 methylsterol oxidase activity; iron ion binding; steroid hydroxylase activity
Source: RefSeq, a predicted model, not a curated record